UUUUUUUGUUUAUAAAAUCUACUUUCUUAAAUUUCCUGCAUAAUUUACAAAUUCAUUCCUCACCAGAAUUUUUUAGCUAUUUAUUUCCUUUUUUCCCUUAUUUUUAUUGUUUUUUUUAAGUUUAGAUAAGUAAACGAUAAUUAAUUUUUUAAACAUUCUUUUGUUUGUUAAGGUUAAUUUAGAAAAUAGUUUUUAAUUUUUUUUUUAAUUUUUUGGUUUCCAUGGAAAUUUAUUUUUAUUAUUAAACAUGUGUGAAUAUUGAAUGAUGUCUUUUCAUCUUUUAAACAUUUUUGCAAUUUUUGUCUUUUCUUUUUAAAUGAAAGAAUUUCAGGUUUAUUUUAUUUUUUACUUAAUAUUAAGAAUUUAUUUUUUAAUUAAAAAAUGACUUCAAAAAAUGAUUCUUCAUUUGCAUUGGCUCCUCUAUUAAAUUUACCUCAAAAUGGAACAACAAAACGUCUUUCAAUUAAUUAUGAACAAGAAGCUUCUCUACCUGUGUUUGUCCCAACUUCAAAAAACCCUACAAGUGGAAAGAUGACCUUAUUUUUGGAUAAAUAUGAAAAAAUUGCUAAAAUAGGUGAAGGUUCUUAUGGAAUUGUUUUUAAAUGUAGAAAUAAAGAAACUGGAGAGAUAGUUGCAAUCAAAAAAUUUGUUGAAACUGAUGAAGAUCCAGCUAUUAGGAAAAUUGCUUUUCGUGAAAUAAGAAUGUUAAAACAAUUAAAACACGUAAAUUUGGUUAAUUUAAUUGAAGUCUUUAAACGAAAUAAGAAGCUUCACUUGGUUUUUGAACACUGCGAAAGAACAGUUUUGGAUGAUUUGGAGAAAUAUCCUAAUGGAUGUCCUGAACUGUUAACAAAAAAUAUUAUUUUUCAAUUACUUGAAGCAACUCGUUUUUGUCAUUCUAAAGGAUGUGUUCACAGAGAUAUAAAACCUGAAAAUAUUCUUUUAACUGCGCAAAAUGUUGUCAAACUUGGAGACUUUGGAUUUGCCAGAAUUUUAAGUGAGUUCUUUUCAAAUACCAAAACGCAUUUCCUUCAGGUUUCUGAUGUCUAA
Meloidogyne enterolobii is the source of this 1050-nucleotide messenger RNA. Lineage: Eukaryota; Metazoa; Nematoda; Chromadorea; Rhabditida; Meloidogynidae. The record is from the annotation of a GenBank genome assembly.